Priapulus caudatus is the source of this 1353-nucleotide messenger RNA. RefSeq names its product gamma-aminobutyric acid type B receptor subunit 1-like. NCBI's taxonomy places the organism in Eukaryota, Metazoa, Priapulida, Priapulimorpha, Priapulimorphida, Priapulidae. The transcript has 5 exons. Gene Ontology annotation, cellular component: membrane. Gene Ontology annotation, molecular function: signaling receptor activity; peptide hormone binding. The record is from RefSeq and is a predicted model, not a curated record. The coding region runs from base 1 to 1353 and encodes 450 amino acids.
AUGGCGACGAGGCGAUCACUGCGAGCUGACCUCUGUACGACUAAGCUGCUAGCAUCGCUCGGCAUUCCGCUGCUGCUUCAGCUGUCCGCGUGCGUGUUCGCCAACGACACGGUCACCUUGGCCGUCCUUUUGCCCGUCUCCGGAGCGCGACCGAUCGGCAGGACGGUCGGCAGCGCCGUGGCGAUCGCCGUCGACGACAUCAACGCCGACGCGUCGCUGCUGCCGCGCACGCGACUCCGCUUCGUCUGGAGCGACACCAAGUGCGACGAGACGCAGGGCCUCGCUCGCGUCGUCGAGUUUCUAACGGGCGACGUACGCGUCGACGCCUUCAUCGGUCCCGGCUGCGACGACGUCUGUCAGUCGGCGGGCCUGCUGGCCGCACACUGGAACGUGCCGAUGGUGUCGUGGGGCUGCACGUCCAGCGCGCUGACGGCCGGAGACCGAUACCCGACGUUCGCACGGACGGUGGGGACGUUGACGCUAGCCGCGCCGAUGGUCACCGCGAUACUGAAGCACUGGCGCUGGCGCAACGCCUGCAUACUGACGUCGACGAACGUCAAUUGGGAACGCGCGGCGAAGGCGAUCAAAUUCAACCUCGAGGAGAAUCGCAUCCACGUGAGAUUUUACGAGAGUUUUGAGCCAGGCGCUUCGGAGCGAGAGCGACACGCGAGAAUGGUGGAAACGACAAAAUCUCAGUGUAGAAUAACUAUCAUCUGCGCCGACGCGGGCGACGUGCGGAGCAUCCUCAUGAACGCUCUCAAACUCGACAUGCUCUCCAGCUCCGAUUAUGUCUUCAUAACAUUCGAGCUUUCUGCCGAAGCACACGUUGCCGCAAACUCGUGGAUGGGUAAAUUCGACCCUCCGGAAACGGAUCCGGACGCGUUUUUCGCCUUUAAGGGAUUGCUCAACAUCAACAUCGGAAGCCUUCAAACGGAGGAGUACAAGGCAUUCAAGGAGAAGGUGCGGCAAAGAAUGGCAGAUCCACCUUUCGAGAUGAGAAUACCCAAGAAGAAUCAGGUUGGGACGCAGGACGCUCUGCUAUACGACGCCGUAAAGUUGUACGCCUUGGCUCUGCACGACCACCUUCAGUUCGGCGGCACUCCGCUAGAUGGCAUGUCGGGACCGAUCUUCAUCGACGCGCAGGGAAACCGAGCUCCCGACUACGUUUUGCAAAACUUCAAGGACGACUUCUACGCGUUUGCCUUCUAUCGACAUUCCGAUGGAACGCUGAUGGUGAACAAAAGCUACGUGGUGAUCUUCCCCGGGGGAGGAACCAUAGUUCCAGAAGACCAUCCUCCGUGCGGAUGGAACAACGAAUUCUGCGUCGAACUAAUGGGUAACCUAGACAUUUAA